This is a messenger RNA of Pungitius pungitius (ninespine stickleback), 2124 nucleotides long. RefSeq names its product cyclin G2 (gene ccng2). Gene Ontology annotation, molecular function: cyclin-dependent protein serine/threonine kinase regulator activity. Gene Ontology annotation, biological process: mitotic cell cycle phase transition; regulation of cyclin-dependent protein serine/threonine kinase activity. Gene Ontology annotation, cellular component: cyclin-dependent protein kinase holoenzyme complex; nucleus; cytoplasm. The transcript has 8 exons. The record is from RefSeq and is a predicted model, not a curated record. Lineage: Eukaryota; Metazoa; Chordata; Actinopteri; Perciformes; Gasterosteidae. Bases 198 to 1193 code for a protein of 331 amino acids.
UGCGUGCCGUAGGUAGGUGGGCGGGACCCUACGAACGUCAACAAAAGCGAGAACAAGAGAAAGGAGAAGGACAGAAGACGAGAAGGAUUGUACGGUACAGCGGGAGACGACAGAUAUGUGGCUUUAACUCUCAAUAACAGUCAAGAUACUGUGGUAAAAAAAAACGAUAGUUCACAUCCUCCAGUUCCUGCCCAGAGAUGGACGCCUACAAGCUCAUGAAGGAGCUGUGCGUGAAUUCUGAGCAGGAGGCUCAUUAUCGGCCCAAAGAGACGGGCCUGAGGCUCAUCGAAUCCACUAAAGAGGAUGCCAGUCGGAUCUCUGCAGAGGGCAGAAACGCCAUAGUGGAGGACCUGUGGAGUCUUACCAGCUUCUUCCGUUACAGCACGCAGACCUUUGUCCUGACCGUGAACCUGCUGGACAGAUUCCUGGCCAUGAUCAAGGUCCAGCCGAAGCACCUGUCCUGCAUCGGCGUCAGCUGCCUCCACAUGGCGGCCAAAGUGACUGAGGAGGAGUGCGACUUGGCGCCCGCCGACGAGCUCAUCCGCAUUGGACAGUGCCGGUUCACCGCGUCCGACCUCUACCGCAUGGAGGAGAUUGUCAGAGAGAAGCUCAACUUCAAGUCCAAAGCAGUCACCGCCUUAACCUUUCUGCACUUGUACCACCGGAUCACGCUGUCACACUCCACAGACAGGAAGGAGAUCCUGAGCCUGGAAAAGCUGGAAGCUCAGCUCAAAGCCUGCCUGUGUCGGAUCUCCUUCUCAAGAGCAAAGCCGUCCGUCCUAGCCCUGUCUCUCCUGAGGCAGGAGAUCAAAGCCGUCCAGACUGAGGACAUGUUGGAGAUAGCCCAGCACAUCCAGAGACACCUGAAGAUUACAGACAGCGAGCUGCUGCUGUGGAGCGAACGUGUAGCUCCGUGUCUGUCCGACUACGCCUCGCCGGAAUGCAGCAAACCCAAUCACAGGAAGCUGCAGUGGAUCGUGUCGCGGCGGACCGCCCAGAACCUGCACAGCUACCGCACCGUCCCCGGGCUUCCCACCAUCCCAGAGGGCUGCUGGGAUGAGAGCGAGAGUGAGGACUCAUGUGAGGACAUGAUGAGCUCAGGCGAGGAGUCCCUCAGCAGUUCUCUGGGCAGCGACGCAGACGGGGCCUUCUUCCCUCUGCACCUCCGCCGUCCACCACACCGCCACGUCUGACACCCCCACCCCCCCCUCACUGCUUCACCUGGAAUCUUUAAUUUAUUAAUGAGCUGUGGCGCUGGUAGUUUGUGUGUAGACGUGUUGGUGAUGUCCCAUUCCAGGAGGGAAAGAUUGGAAGUAUGCACAAACAGAUCCUCCUGUCAGAAACGUCUCCACCUCAGGCCUCAAACACUUCACGUAGUCACCAGGAUCUGUUUGCCAAAAUGUUGUAUUUAUUUAAUGAAAAAUGGAUUUUCCUUUCACUGCUAAUGAAAGGGUGUUUUUUUUUCCUGCUGAGGAUAUUAAGUUAUUGAGUGACCCUUCAUUUUUGUGCAUAACAGGAAGUGCAGCGAGUGAACACAUCCCUUCAUUUGCACAGUGUUCUUUUCCCUUUGAAGUGUUAGAUGGGCACACUGGGCUGCCGUUUGUGUCAAACUUUUCACCGAGUAUUCAGUCAGGGGGACGUGCCUUUGCUCAGAGGGAAAGGCUGUUUGGUAUGAAGAAAUGUUCAGAGUGUUUGUGGAUGUGUGUUCAUGUACGACCCUGGUUUCUAUUUAAAGUAAAAAUGUUAGGAUGUAGCUGUUUGAAUCUGAGAAUGGUGUAUAGUGGGUAAGAAAAAAACGUCUAAAAAAACAUGUAAAAUUGUAAAUGCUGUACAAAAAAAAAAAAUGUUAAUAGUUCUUUGUAGAUAUUAAGUUAUUUGUCACCUGUACUGAAAAAGUCAAUCUUAGUAAAAAUUGUAUUUUUUAACAAGCUGCUGGGAUCAUUGUCUUCACACAAAUGCAACUAGAUGAUCUGGAUAUGUUAGCAUGAAAUAUAAUUAAUCAAGUCAUAACUUCUAAAUCAAAAUAUGAAAAUGGUUGGUGUAUGGCAAAGGUUUAGGGUCUAGAAAUGGCUAUGUCGGUGUAAUUCUAUUCAAAUGCUCAUUUGAUAGAAUUUCACCAAUAUU